AUGGGCACAGCAUCUUCACCUAAAGCAUCUUCAUGCUAUUGUAUUAUUGACGACUGUGUCUCCGAUGAUUUUGAAUUCAAUGGAAAACUGGGACCAAUGAGAAAGCUGUUCAUUGGUUCAAACGGCCACUGGGUCACUCUCAACAAUUUAAUCAAUUUCGAUGUUCUCUUUAUUCGCAUUCAAGGCUCCAUACUCUCCGUUUCCGAUUUGAACUCAUUUCUAAGACACUGGCGGACCGGUGGAUCAGCUCGGUUGGAGUGGUUAUACUUGAAUUUCGAGAAAGGUAUGUUUAGAGAAACGUUUGAUGAAGACUUGGAAAUUGUGAAAACAAACGAAGUGAGAGUGUAUGACCGUAGUAGUGAUGCAUUGGAAUGGGUAUUUGAUGGUGGCUACAGAAUCCAGCGUACGGACGGUGUGAAGGCAGAGAUUGAAUGUGGUCCCGGAUGGUUUACAAUGGGUGUUUGGCAUUAG
Molecule: messenger RNA, 471 nt
Organism: Caenorhabditis briggsae
Lineage: Eukaryota; Metazoa; Nematoda; Chromadorea; Rhabditida; Rhabditidae
Exons: 2
Coding region: 1-471 (156 amino acids)
Biological process (GO): embryo development
Source: RefSeq, a predicted model, not a curated record